Molecule: messenger RNA, 4606 nt
Organism: Oncorhynchus tshawytscha (Chinook salmon)
Lineage: Eukaryota; Metazoa; Chordata; Actinopteri; Salmoniformes; Salmonidae
Product: ribosomal protein S6 kinase alpha-3-like
Exons: 22
Coding region: 336-2543 (735 amino acids)
Biological process (GO): protein phosphorylation; intracellular signal transduction
Molecular function (GO): magnesium ion binding; ATP binding; ribosomal protein S6 kinase activity
Source: RefSeq, a predicted model, not a curated record
GAGAGAGAGAAUAGCGCAGGCAGUGGAAAAGCGGCACAGUGACACAACAAGGGUGAAAGUGGAGAGACAAUUUUCCGUAAAAGGCGUUACGUAGCCCAGCGAGGUUUUCAUGUUUAUUCCGCUAGAGAAAGAAGGGGCGGCCCCUGAUCUAGAAACAACCAACUCUGUCCCUUGUCCUCUCAUAUGGGUCUAACGGAGGAAAUAGCCUACUAGAAUAGAACAGAGCUUUAGACUACUACAUUGUGAUAGCCUACAGUCCUGUCUGGAGCGAAGCUUUAGCACAAACUAAUAGAGUGAACACUACAAUAGAUCAGAGGAACAGCUCGAGCGCCAAGAUGCCCCUGGCACAGUUGCCAGAUCCCUGGCAGAAGAUGACACUGGGGCGGGCGACGAGCGAGGAUGCCCAUCGUCAUGUUCUGGAGGACUCUAUUGGAGAGGAUGAUUCUAUGUCCUGUAACGAGGACGAGAGUGUCAAUGAAAUCAACAUCACCAACCAUACCAAGGAGGGGUCAGAGAAGGGUGACCCUCGACAGUUCGAGCUCCGCAAGGUCCUAGGACAAGGCUCCUUCGGAAAGGUGUUCCUGGUCAAGAAGGCUACAGGUCCAGAUGCAGGACAGCUCUAUGCCAUGAAGGUUCUGAAGAAAGCCACACUGAAAGUGCGUGACAGGGUGAGGACUAAGAUGGAGAGAGACAUUCUGGUGGAGGUCAACCAUCCCUUCAUCGUUAAACUGCACUAUGCAUUCCAAACAGAAGGGAAACUCUACCUCAUCCUGGACUUCCUACGAGGAGGAGACCUCUUCACACGACUGUCUAAAGAGGUGAUGUUCACAGAGGAGGAUGUGAAGUUCUACCUGGCAGAGUUGGCCCUGGCGCUGGACCACCUUCACAGCCUGGGCAUCAUCUACAGAGACCUCAAACCAGAGAACAUUCUGCUUGACGAGGAGGGACACAUUAAGCUGACGGACUUCGGCCUCAGUAAGGAGUCUAUAGACCAUGAGAACAAGGCCUAUUCGUUCUGUGGGACAGUGGAGUACAUGGCUCCGGAGGUGGUCAACAGGAGAGGUCACACCACCAGCGCUGAUUGGUGGUCCUACGGCGUGCUCAUGUUUGAGAUGCUGACCGGAACACUACCAUUCCAGGGGAAAGACCGCAAGGAGACCAUGACCAUGAUCCUCAAGGCUAAGUUGGGGAUGCCACAGUUUUUGAGUUCCGAAGCCCAGAGUCUCCUGAGGAACCUUUUCAAACGCAACCCUACUAACAGGCUAGGGGCCGGCCCAGACGGAGUGGAGGAGAUUAAAAGACAUCACUUCUACUGCACCAUAGACUGGAACAAACUGUUCCGUAGAGAGCUCCACCCUCCCUUCAAACCUGCUACGGGACGACCUGACGACACCUUCUAUUUCGACCCAGAGUUCACCGCUAAAACACCCAAAGAUUCCCCGGGGGUUCCGCCCAGUGCCAACGCCCACCAGCUGUUCCGAGGAUUCAGCUUUGUAGCCAUUACAUCAGAGGAAGAGACACAACCACUACAGACUACUGUAGUACAGCAGCUACACAGGAAUAUGUCCCAGCUGUCAGAAGCAUAUGAAGUCAAGGAGGAAAUAGGACUGGGAUCAUACUCUGUCUGCAAACGCUGUAUACACAAGGCCACUGGCAUGGAGUACGCGGUUAAGAUCAUCAGUAAGGCCAACAGAGACCCAACAGAGGAGGUGGAGAUCCUAAUGAGAUACGGACAACAUCCCAACCUCAUCACACUAAAGGAUGUGUUUGAUGACGGUAGGACAGUGUAUCUGGUCACAGAGCUGAUGAAGGGAGGAGAGCUGCUGGAUAAGAUACUGAGACAGAAGUUCUUCUCAGAGAGAGAAGCUAGUGCUGUCCUAUACACCAUCACCAAGACUGUUGAGUACCUACACAUACAGGGGGUGGUGCACAGGGACCUGAAGCCCAGUAAUAUCCUGUAUGUGGAUGAGAGUGGGAACGCUGAGUCCAUCAGGAUCUGUGACUUUGGUUUUGCCAAGCAGCUGAGAGCUGAGAACGGCCUGCUGAUGACGCCGUGCUACACAGCUAACUUUGUAGCUCCAGAGGUGUUGAAGAAGCAGGGUUAUGAUGCUGCCUGUGACAUUUGGAGUCUAGGAGUCCUACUCUACACUAUGCUCACAGGGUUCACUCCGUUUGCCAACGGUCCAGAGGACACACCAGAGGAGAUCCUGGCUCGGAUCGGCAGCGGGAAGUUCUCUCUGACCGGAGGAUACUGGAACUCUGUUUCAGCAGAGGCCAAGGAGCUGGUGUCUAAGAUGUUACACGUGGACCCCCACCAGCGUUUGACAGCCGGCCAGGUGUUGUGUCAUCCCUGGGUCACACACCGAGACCACCUGCCCAAGUUCACACUGACCAGACAGGACGCUCCACACCUGGUCAAGAGCGCCAUGGCAGCCACCUACUCUGCCCUCAACAGGAACGUUCCACCUGUCCUGGACCCCGUGGGAUGUUCCACUCUAGCCCAACGGAGGGGGGUGAAGAAACUCACCUCCACUGCCCUCUGACCGUUGACAUUUCACCUCAGACUUAUAACCCUGCUGGAGCUCUGCUCAGACAGACAGACCUGGUUGCUCAGAUGACCUGGACAGAACUCUGAUGCACCUGGGACCCCCCUGACCCUGCUCAGUUAUUAACUAACCCAGUGGUCUUCACCCCUGGUGCUGGAGACCAGGGCUGGAACUACAGCCUAUAGCUCUGUUGGACCAGGGUUGGAACUACAGCCUAUAACUCUGUUGGACCAGGGCUGGAACUACAGCCUAUAACUCUGUUGGACCAGGGCUGGAACUACAGCCUAUAGCUCUGUUGGACCAGGGCUGGAACUACAGCCUAUAGCUCUGUUGGACCAGGGCUGAUGGUGACCACAUUGUAGCGUCUCUCCAGUCUUUGCUUUGGACAAUUCGUGUUGCCUCUAGACUCAAGAGACAAUUGUCAGGAACAUGAAUGUGCUGUAUUUAGAUGUCUGUACUUCUGGGAACAUUUGAGAUACCUGCAUUAUGCAUUUAAGACCCAUAUUAAAAUGAUGAUGAACUGUAUAAUGUAGCUCUGUGUAUAAACCUAAGUAGCCUCAAAGACAGUACAAUAUGAAGAUAGGCUAAAACGGCUUCUCCAAUAGAAAUCCCAGACCACACUUUUCGGCAAGGUUCUGGCGAUGUUGGCUAGCUAAGCUCAUGCGUAGAAACAUGUCAUCGGGUCUAACGGUCGUCUCCUGUCAAAUCAAAGGCACUCCUUCCAUAUCAUUUUUUGGGAAAAUGUGUCCGUUAGUCAAUUUCACGAGGUUGGAGUAUUAACACGCUCAACUACUUAAGAAAUUGGAUCAAUUCUAUGUUGUGGAUUUAGAUUUUGAGAAAAUGAACAACUGAGGAAGAAUGUUUUACUUUUCUCAUUGACUUCACAACCCCCAAACCCUGGUCAGAUUGGUCUGUUUCACAAGCGUUCACAGAUGUCUAACGAUGUUGCAUCUCUGGGUUUAGAAAAUCUGUGGUAACCUCUUCUGUGACUGAGUCAUCAGACAGGGACAAAACUAGUGAUGUCAUCAGAGUGAGAGCAGGUAGAGCUCCACUGACCCCGCCCCCUAUGUAGAGACAAGCUCCUCCCAGUCAGCCACAACAUCCAGAGUGAGGCCAGUCUGGACUGAGGUCCAAUCAUGGCUUUGGUGGGCCAGUCUGGGUACAGCCUGCCCUGUCCACGCCACACCUCAACAUUUACAGACACCAAGGGAAACCUGAUCCUCGACCAGUGUUAAGCAGUGGUUAUCUGGACAGCGAGUCUGUGUAUAUGUUGAUGCCUUCAAAUGCUCCUCAGGACUCCUCUGAACCUUGUGUUUCCCAGUUCUUAGGUACAUUUGAAAGCAGCAUGCUUGGAUGACGCCAUGAGGAGUCUGUGUCCGACACUGACCUGACACUACUGUUCCAGUACAGCAGCUCAGGUUUCUAGAUGAAAUACCAUGCAUUUUAUAAGUCCAUUAACUGUGUCAUGUAAGCACACAGGUGGGGUGGGACAGGUCCAUGGAUGUAGAAAUGUGUGGAUAGAAGGGACAUGAUAUUUUAUGCUGAAUUGAACCCUUUCAACCUGCCAUCUGGAAUGGCAUGACACAGUUGUGGAGGUAAUCCAGUAUGUUACUGUCUGGGCCAGCUGGCACCUGCUGACUUCUGGCCCAUCCCUUUAAAGCACUGUCUGUCUAAUUGAAUGAAAAAAUAUGUAGCUACAGUAUCAAUGACUUGUAGCAGUAGUAUUGAAUUAAUGAGCUGAUCCUGGAUCGGUGGACAACUCCUACCUAUUCGAUCGCUCUCCCUCAGCUCUUCUGUAUGUGUUGUAACAGUCUUUCAGGUUCUGCUUGACUGGUAGCAGAGCUGUAAGCUUGUGUGUUUGAGAUGUCUAUAUGUUUUUUUCCCCUUCCAGUUUGAGAGUAGAUGAGAUGUAUUUUUUCUCUCCUUCCUCUGUCCCUAUCCAGUGGAGAUAGUGUCCCUUCCUCCACCCCUGCUGCUGUCUCCUCUCUCUGGUUUUGUAUCUCAGUGGAGUCACAGUAGGACUUUGUAUUGAACAUAAUAAAAAUACCUUCAGUAUACAA